AUAUUCGCGUUCUCUACGUCCAGUCUAAGCUAGGCUAGCCACAACGCGAACAGACAGUAGCGUCUUCCCUUCUCUCUUCUGUCAUAACACCCCCUGUCUCUACAGAAACUAAUAACGAGCUUUGCUUUUCAUAUCUUACGCUCAAUUACCGACGUCCGAACGUAUUCCUCGUGUCUUCGACCAUGUUGCCUCGCGCGUGCGACACUAUCUAUAGCAAGAUGUUCAUUGGCGGUCUUAACUGGGACACAACCGAUGGUACUUACAUCAUUAUUACUUGCUCUGUACCGUUCGGUAGUACUAAAAUAAGGUCGUUCGCGGCAGAGUCCCUCAGGAAUUACUUCUCCCAGUUCGGUAAAGUAGAUGCAUGCACGAUCAUGCGCGAUGCUGCUGGCCGGUCGAGAUGCUUCGCCUUUUUGACCUUUGAGGACCCCGCGAGCGUUAAUGCGGUGAUGGUGCGGGAGCACUUCCUAGAUGGCAAGAUUAUUGAUCCAAAGAGAGCAAUACCUAGACAAGAACACCAACGCGCUACAAAACUAUUCAUCGGCGGUCUUGCGGGGAGUGUGACGUCCGAGUCGAUGCGAGACUUCUUCUCGCAGUUUGGCAAGGUCAUUGAUUCGACGGUCAUGUUAGAUCGUGAGACAGGGAGAAGCAAAGGCUUUGGAUUUGUUUCAUUCGAAGACACAAAUGUCCAGCCCUUCCUCGGUUUUGGGAACCUAGAAAUCGAUGGGAAAUUGAUUGAUGUGAAAUUGGCGCAACCGCGUUAUCAGCGUGACAAUUUCAAUGAAGACGGUGGUCAGCAACAACAGUACACCAACAAGGGCGGGAAUUUUAAUGCGGCAGCUAACGCUAUGCCCGCGGCUCCCUCGGGCAACACUCCAUUCGAUCCCCAGGCUCUAGCUGCCUUAUACACCCGCAUGUUCCAAAUGGCAGGCGGAGGUGGCAUGAUGGGAGGUAUGGGUAUGGGUAUGAAUCCAGGCAUGACUCCGGGCAUUAACCCGAGUAUGAUGGGUGGCAUGGGUGGUUAUGGAGGCGCAGGCAUGGGCAUGGGUAGAGGUGGCAUGGGAAGCCCCGCAAUACCAGGUGGUAUGGGUGGAGGGCCAGGAAUGGGUGGUGGUGGAAUGGGGCGAGGGGGUCAGGGUAUGGGGGGCGGUGGUACACCUACAGGGCCUGCCAGCCUAGGUCCGAAUGUUCCACGUGGUCCACGAGGAGCACAGGGUGGUCCGAGUGGUCCUGGUGGUCUUGGCGUUGGCCCACAACGUGCGGCACAACGAGGGCAGCACAGUUACCAUCCCUACGCACGCUAGUUUUCAUGACAUCGUUGGAUUUGCAUUGCAACUAACUUAUCAAUUCAAAAGCUGGUCCGUGUACGCAUGAAGAUGGUGGACCUUUCAUAUGCAUUUAUAGGCAGUACUUUAGUUCGUCAUUUUCGCUUUUUAGUAUGUUCAGAAGCCGUAUGGAAUGAAUUAUUUGUGCCUGCUGCAUAUGCAUCAGCAUUAAUGUAUGAAUUUGAAUUCUUUGGGAGGGUA
Suillus fuscotomentosus is the source of this 1526-nucleotide messenger RNA. RefSeq lists its product as uncharacterized. Gene Ontology annotation, molecular function: RNA binding. The record is from RefSeq and is a predicted model, not a curated record. NCBI's taxonomy places the organism in Eukaryota, Fungi, Basidiomycota, Agaricomycetes, Boletales, Suillaceae. Bases 183 to 1304 code for a protein of 373 amino acids. The transcript is spliced from 3 exons.